AUGGUUCCCAAUUUGCAACGCUCUUCUGCUGUGUUCAAGUUGAGGCUAGUCUGGUUUUGUUGUCCCCUUCCCCCCACGCUCUCGCUGUAUUCUAGUCGGACUCGCCAGUAUGACGGCCCGGCCACUAAUGAAUGUGUCUCUGACACACCCACAAUCUUUCCCAAGCGACAACUGUCUUUUUACGCAAUUUUGCUCUGUAUCGUUGGCCCUGUGUCCCUGUUGUCUCUUACCAAAUGGGAAUUGAUAUUAUUUAUUUAUUGUGCCGUCGAGACCUUGUUCUGUAUAUACCACACUCUAGUCGCAAGAAACCUGCGGAAAAAGUCCUCAGUGCUACCUCAAUAUGAACUACACCACCUUCGAAACCUCUUCACUCGUAUCCUUCAAACAGGCUUGGCGCCACCCACCCCGACGCUGACAAUGAUAUCGAGGACGAUGCCGCAGGCACACGGCCCGGCAGCAGAGGCUGCGCACUUGCGAGCAGGCAGCAAGUUACGACCGGCUGCCGAAAUCGAGUCUUCGGCUUCGUCCUCCCAACUUGUAUCUCCAUUACGACUUACUUUGGAUCCUUUGGAUAUUACUGGACGUCCUGCAGCGUUUUAUGCGUUGACCGGUUUUGCCAAUUUCGUGUAUCGUUCAUAUCUGAAAAGGACAUUCGGCGUUGUUCAUGGAAAAUUCGGUAAACUCGAGUACUUCUUGCGCCAACCAGAGGUGACCACGAAUGAAGCAAAGGAGCCAAUUGUGUUUAUGCAUGGACUAGGAAUUGGACCUGCUCAGUACUCUAUGUUUAUCAGUCAAAUCCUUCGCGAAUUCCCGAAUCGUCCGGUGCUCGUUCCGCUCCAGCCUCAUAUUUCCCAAGCAAUCUUUCACCCCGGUCACCUCGACGCUCUCAACAAGACCGAGCUCGUGGACACGCUUCGUGGCCUUUUGGAAGAGCUUGGGUGGGCACAGUCCGACGAUAAGCCAAGCUCGAGUCGAGUUACGUUUAUCAGCCACUCCAAUGGAAGUGUACCCCAUGCGUGGAUGCUCAAGGCUUAUCCUCAACUGCUCCAACGAAACUGUUUUGUGGACCCAGUCACUUUCUGCCUUUGGGAAGGGGAUGUAUGCUACAACUUUGUCUAUAAGCGGCCGGUCAACGGUUUGGAUGUCCUAAUGAGAUACUUUGUUGGCACAGAGCUUGGUAUCGCGAAUCAUAUCCAACGUCAAUUCGACUGGUCCGCAAACUCUCUUUGGUUCGAAGAGAUCCCGGGGGCACGCGACCCGAAGCGCUCCAUGUUUUUCAUUGGAGGAAAGGAUUCGAUUAUUGAUGGCGAGCGUGUUCGUCGGUAUUUACGCUCCCAUGGUAUUCGGAAGGGUGUGCGUUUCGAUCCUGAGGGCCGUCAUGGAAGUGCUCUGGUUGCUGGCAGCGAAGGCCUGAAGGGUGUUAUCGACUGGCUGGGUGGUCUGCAGGGCAAAAAUUAA
Rhizoctonia solani is the source of this 1458-nucleotide messenger RNA. RefSeq lists its product as uncharacterized. The record is from RefSeq and is a predicted model, not a curated record. NCBI's taxonomy places the organism in Eukaryota, Fungi, Basidiomycota, Agaricomycetes, Cantharellales, Ceratobasidiaceae. The coding region runs from base 1 to 1458 and encodes 485 amino acids. The transcript is spliced from 9 exons.